Molecule: messenger RNA, 1817 nt
Organism: Gorilla gorilla gorilla (western lowland gorilla)
Lineage: Eukaryota; Metazoa; Chordata; Mammalia; Primates; Hominidae
Gene: EIF3M
Product: eukaryotic translation initiation factor 3 subunit M
Exons: 11
Coding region: 619-1743 (374 amino acids)
Biological process (GO): cytoplasmic translational initiation
Cellular component (GO): eukaryotic translation initiation factor 3 complex; cytoplasm
Molecular function (GO): translation initiation factor activity
Source: RefSeq, a predicted model, not a curated record
AGUGCUGGGAUUACAGGCGUGAGAUCCACUGCGCCCAGCCAAAGCUGCUAUUUUUUAAAAGCGGCAAUGAACAUUCUUGUACAAGUCUUUGUACGGACAUACAGUUUAGGUAAAUACUUAGUAGAAGAAUAGCUGGGUCAUAUGCUGGGUGGAUACUGAACUUUUUCAGAAACUGCCGCUCCUCUUCAAAGUGACUGCACCAUUUUAUGUUCCCAACAGCAGUACAGGAGAGUUUCAGGUCUACACAAACCCAUCCAUACUUGGUAAGACCCAACAAGCUUAACAUUUCAAGGGAAGGUGGACUUAGGGAGGCGCCAGCGGGAGGCAACAUCAAUGCAGUUAGCUACACGGGCCUGAAAACUGGAGGCCGCGACAAGUGUCGCUGAGUGGAGGCCCAGUAAGUCCCACCCACUAGGCCAGCCCGAGCGCGUCUGCCACGCCCUGCUGCAUUCCGCGGCGAGAGCGCGCGAUAGGAUUGGCUCUCAAGGCCCCGCCCCAACAGGUCGCCGCGCAGGGUGACCCGGAAGCAGUUGCACCAGCAGCGUCGCGCGGCCCAGUUCCCUUUUCCGGUCGGCGUGGUUUUGCGAGUGGAGUGUCCGCUGUGCCCGGGCCUGCACCAUGAGCGUCCCGGCCUUCAUCGACAUCAGUGAGGAAGAUCAGGCUGCUGAGCUUCGUGCUUAUCUGAAAUCUAAAGGAGCUGAGAUUUCAGAAGAGAACUCGGAAGGUGGACUUCAUGUUGAUUUAGCUCAAAUUAUUGAAGCCUGUGAUGUGUGUCUGAAGGAGGAUGAUAAAGAUGUUGAAAGUGUGAUGAACAGUGUGGUAUCCCUACUCUUGAUCCUGGAACCAGACAAGCAAGAAGCUUUGAUUGAAAGCCUAUGUGAAAAGCUGGUCAAAUUUCGCGAAGGUGAACGCCCAUCUCUGAGACUGCAGUUGUUAAGCAACCUUUUCCACGGGAUGGAUAAGAAUACUCCUGUAAGAUACACAGUGUAUUGCAGCCUUAUUAAAGUGGCAGCAUCUUGUGGGGCCAUCCAGUACAUCCCAACUGAGCUGGAUCAAGUUAGAAAAUGGAUUUCUGACUGGAAUCUCACUACUGAAAAAAAGCACACCCUUUUAAGACUACUUUAUGAGGCACUUGUGGAUUGUAAGAAGAGUGAUGCUGCUUCAAAAGUCAUGGUGGAAUUGCUCGGAAGUUACACAGAGGACAAUGCUUCCCAGGCUCGAGUUGAUGCCCACAGGUGUAUUGUACGAGCAUUGAAAGAUCCAAAUGCAUUUCUUUUUGACCACCUUCUUACUUUAAAACCAGUCAAGUUUUUGGAAGGCGAGCUUAUUCAUGAUCUUUUAACCAUUUUUGUGAGUGCUAAAUUGGCAUCAUAUGUCAAGUUUUAUCAGAAUAAUAAAGACUUCAUUGAUUCACUUGGCCUGUUACAUGAACAGAAUAUGGCAAAAAUGAGACUACUUACUUUUAUGGGAAUGGCAGUAGAAAAUAAGGAAAUUUCUUUUGACACAAUGCAGCAAGAACUUCAGAUUGGAGCUGAUGAUGUUGAAGCAUUUGUUAUUGACGCCGUAAGAACUAAAAUGGUCUACUGCAAAAUUGAUCAGACCCAGAGAAAAGUAGUUGUCAGUCAUAGCACACAUCGGACAUUUGGAAAACAGCAGUGGCAACAACUGUAUGACACACUUAAUGCCUGGAAACAAAAUCUGAACAAAGUGAAAAACAGCCUUUUGAGUCUUUCUGAUACCUGAGUUUUUAUGCUUAUAAUUUUUGUUCUUUGAAAAAAAAGCCCUAAAUCAUAGUAAAACAUUAUAAACUAAAAAAA